Penicillium antarcticum is the source of this 2061-nucleotide messenger RNA. RefSeq lists its product as uncharacterized. The record is from RefSeq and is a predicted model, not a curated record. Gene Ontology annotation, cellular component: endoplasmic reticulum membrane. Bases 1 to 2061 code for a protein of 686 amino acids. Gene Ontology annotation, biological process: protein secretion. Lineage: Eukaryota; Fungi; Ascomycota; Eurotiomycetes; Eurotiales; Aspergillaceae. The transcript has 2 exons. Gene Ontology annotation, molecular function: guanyl-nucleotide exchange factor activity; protein binding; GTPase activator activity.
AUGGCGCCCACAAUACACUCCGCCAAAUUGACACUCUCGUGUCCGCUCUUCGCAGCCGACUUCGACCCGCGCAACAACGGUCUACUGCUCGUCGGCGGCGGAGGCGGCGAGGGGCGCAGCGGAUCUCUUCUUGAUACUUCGCGUCGUGAUGAGAUCACCGAGGCCGUUGAACUGAACUUAUCGCGUGAUGAAGAUUCGGUGACGUCGCUGGCUGCCGCGCCGGUGUGUGGUGAUGCAACUAGCUCUCUUGUUACUUUGGCUGGAAUCAAUAGCUCUGUGGCAGAGCAGAAAAAGAACAACAAUCAGCAUAUGCGCGCUUUCCGCUUUGUGGCGCCACGAAAGAACCGAGCUGUAGCUGCCCCGCAGGAUACGGAAGAGUUGAAGGACGAAAAGAAGACAAAAGACGACAAGGACACCAAACCCGAGGAAGUGAUCAUACCCGGGAGAGCAAUAACUCUGUCGCAAGCUUCAUUGUUCCGCACGAAGAACGGGCCAGGCUCCUCGGAUACGUACCAGCGCGUGGUCAGACUCUCGCCGUGGCCGAAGGGGAAGGACAAUGAGAAACACACCCGGAUUGGAGCUAUUGCAACGGGUCUGGCAGCUUCUGGGGAAAUUGUAUUCUUUCGCGCCACCGAAACUCCUAGCGAGACAGAUGUCAUUGGCCGUAUCCAACUAAGCGGCAAUGAAGAGGCCGAGGAUGUCGACUUUGCCAGUCUCGAACACGACCCCGAACAGACCGAAGACGCCAAAGAUCAGUUCCGUGUGGCUUAUACAAAUGGAGUGGAUAUCAUGGUUGGCGAGAUUUCCUCGUCUAACAACUCCAGUAGCUCCCCCGAGGUUCGCUGCAUCUACACCACUCCUCUAUCAGCCAGCGGCGCUCCCACACGCCCCAAGUUCCGCGCGCUGCGCUUCCUCUCUCCCCGAACCCUGCUCCUCCUGCAGAAUGCACCAGACCGUGGUGGCAGUGAGCUCAUUCUUCUUCAACUCCCAACCACCAGCCAGAGCAAGCCCCAAAUCCUACGUCGCCGCAAGCUCCCCAGAACCGUGAAGAUCGGUCUGGGUUUGGAUAUAUGCCAAUUAGGAACUAAUCCUCAAGGCCAGCAACAGACCGUCAUCGCAGUCAGCGGCAGUGACAACUCCAUCGCUCUCUUCACACUAGAAUAUGGACCAAAGCGCGGAUACAGCAACGUCCGCCCCUACUCAACAAUCCGCGAAGUCCACCCCUUCUCAAUGACAAAGCUCGCCUUUUCAACUUUCACCGCACCCUCACAUCCCAUAGGCCCAGAAGUCGGGCCCCAGAAUGUGAAGCUCGCCUCCGUCAGCAUGGGCAAUACAGUCGUUGUGCACACAUUCCCUCUCUCCCCAUUCCCAACCUCGUCCCGCACCCCCCGCUACGUCCUAGCCAUGCCCGGCCCAGCCGAGAUCUGGGAACUAAUCUACAGCAUCCUCAUCCUCCUCUUCUCCAUCUCAGCCAUCUGCUUCGCAAUGCUGGCCUUCGCCGAAAUCCGCGGCGGCACACCUCCCUUCUUAGGCGCCGCCGAGUGGCUCCCAGUUGGUCUCCGCAAUAUGGUUGCUGGUCAAUACGUCCCCCCUCCACCAGAUCGUCUGACAUACCUCGAUACCCUGCUUGCGUCUCGCUACAAGGGUACAACGAAUAUCCCCGUCAUCCAAACACACCCGGACUCAACCGAGCAAGAGCAACUUGAAUCACUCCGUUCAAUCCUUGACCGCGUCCACAAUGCCGGUGCUGCACCUGCAGACCUGGAAACCGCCACGCCCCACGAUCUCUCCGUCAUUGUGCGGUGCCACGAGGCAGGCCACGGCGCUGAAGAGAGCAUCUUUGUUGAGACGGCUACGUCGGCGCGUCAUAAUGGCAUCUCCGAUGAGGAGAAGUUGCGCGCUUGGACUGAUCUUUCCGAUGAGGAUCGAAAUAUCUGGAAGCAGAGGCUGGUCGAUGCUGGACGGUGGACGGCUGCUGAGGGGGAGAGUAUCCUUCUAGGUGUUUUGUUUGGGACUGCUUGUCGUGAACUGGGUGGUGCUGUUAGGGCUGAAUUGCCUUGA